Messenger RNA from Gymnodraco acuticeps, 1097 nucleotides. Its product is annotated as von Willebrand factor A domain-containing protein 8-like. Gene Ontology annotation, molecular function: ATP hydrolysis activity; ATP binding. Lineage: Eukaryota; Metazoa; Chordata; Actinopteri; Perciformes; Bathydraconidae. The record is from RefSeq and is a predicted model, not a curated record. Gene Ontology annotation, cellular component: cytoplasm.
UGUGCUGUGCGGGCAGCGGUUCUGGGCCGGGUCCUGGUUCUGGAGGGUCUGGAGAAGGCAGAGAGGAACGUCCUGCCGGUGCUCAACAACCUGCUGGAGAACAGGGAGAUGCAGCUGGAGGACGGACGCUUCCUCAUGUCGUCGGAGCGCUACGACAAGCUGCUGCAGGAGCACACCAAAGAGGAGAUGGACGCCUGGAAGAUCGUCCGUGUGAGUGAGGACUUUCGAGUCAUCGCUCUCGGACUUCCUGUCCCGAAAUACAAAGGAAACCCUCUGGACCCCCCCCUCCGAUCCCGCUUCCAGGCCAGAGACGUGUAUUACCUCCCGUUUAAGGACCAGUUGGAGCUGCUGUACACAGUCGGACCAAACGUAGCUGCAGAAAGGGUGUCUCAGCUGCUCUCUCUAGCGACCACGCUUUGCUCCCAGGAAUCAUCCAACCUCGGCCUUCCUGACUUCCCUGUGGACAACCUGCUUCCUGCCCUCCAUGUGCUGAAUGCGUUCCCCAUGCUGUCCUCCCAGCAGCUGGUGCAGAGACUCUACCCGUACAAAAGCAUCCUGGGAAAGGAAGGGCGCAACGCUGUGGAGGGCGUACUCAGCAGGUUUGAGAUUCUUGAUGCUCGACAGCCGGCUCCCAGCUCCAUCCUGAGUGUUUCCAGAACAAAGGAUGUUGAGGGUCAUGCAGAUGUGACAUUAAGUGUUGCAGACAAAGACGUCACCUUUCAGGUGCCAGCAGGCAUGAAGGAUCUGCGUUCCCCCAACAGCAGCUCCACCUUCAUCAGCACGCCCAGCCACUCUCAGCUGAUGGCCGACAUGAUGCAGUCUCACAUGGUGAAGGACAUCUGUCUCAUAGGAGCCAAGGGCUGUGGGAAGUCUGUGAUCGCUAAAGAGUUUGCAGAGAUGCUGGGUUACAGCAUCGAGCCCGUCAUGCUCUACCAGGACAUGACGGCCAGAGACCUCCUCCAGCAGCGCUGCACGCUCCCUAACGGAGACACAGCGUGGAGACCCUCCCCUCUGGUGACCGCCGCCUUGGAGGGGAAGCUGCUGCUGCUGGACGGGAUCCACCGGGUCAACCUGGGGACCCUCGCCGUGCUCUCCAG